Carya illinoinensis is the source of this 1248-nucleotide messenger RNA. Its product is annotated as Holliday junction resolvase MOC1, chloroplastic-like. The transcript is spliced from 6 exons. Gene Ontology annotation, molecular function: crossover junction DNA endonuclease activity. Bases 1 to 882 code for a protein of 293 amino acids. NCBI's taxonomy places the organism in Eukaryota, Viridiplantae, Streptophyta, Magnoliopsida, Fagales, Juglandaceae. The record is from RefSeq and is a predicted model, not a curated record.
AUGGAAGCCCUCCAAAUUAGUCCACAGAAGCAACUAAGCAACACCUAUUUCAUGAACUCGCUCUCCUCUAAGCUCAAUCCAACCUUCACCUACUCUUUCAAACUCCGAGCCUUCUUCUGUACUUCUUCUCUAACUCCAUUAAAUUCAGAACCAACCCAAAACCUUCUAACCCAACCUCGAAUUCUUACUCCAACAAAAACAAAAGCCGCUCUUUCCAGUAACGGUGUUGCGAGCAGGGUUGUUGAGGCUUCGGCUGCUCAACUCAAGGAGAACUGGUUGGAUUCCCUCACCUGCCCUUUCCCUGAUAAUUCCGCCCCUCUCGAGGACAAUGGGACCAAUGCGGGUUCGGAUUGGGUUCUCGGCAUCGACCCGGAUACUCAUGGCGCAUUGGCGCUUUUGAGAACCGCUGAGUCCGGUUCUUCUGCUCAGGUAUUUGACUCUCCACACUUGCAAGUACUAGUUGGGAAAAGAAUUCGACGACGUUUAGAUGCCAAGUCUAUUGUUCAGUUGCUUCGCAGUCUUGAUGCUCCUUUUGGAACUACUGCAUAUAUAGAACAAUCAAUCCCCUAUCCACAGGAUGGAAAACAGGGGUGGUGGAGCGGAGGCUUUGGGUAUGGGCUAUGGAUUGGGAUCUUGGUCGCCUCUGGAUUUUCUGUUGUUCCAGUGCCAUCUAUAUUAUGGAAAAACCAGUUUGAACUCUUUGGAGGGAGAUCUACGAAGGAUGAUAGCCGGACAGUUGCAACCGCAUUAUUUCCAUCAUUGGGUCCCUUACUGAAAAGAAAAAAGGACCAUGGAAGGGCUGAAGCUCUACUUAUUGCUGCCUAUGGCAAGGGCAUGACGAAGUUAAACCCAUCGUGCACAUCAGAUGAAGUGGUGCCUUAAUAUGGCAUAUUGCACCAGCAUCUCUCUUUAACUACAAGAUCUUAAUAUGUGCCAGGUGUCAAUUCUCUGAAAGCUUGUGGUGGAAUGAGUUAUUGAAUGAGAAGUGAACUAGAGCAGCUCAAAAGAUUCGCUUUUGUCAGAGCUCUGGUGUUUAUCUCAGACCUGGUAGAAGGCUGAUAUAACCAUUUUUUAGUGCUGACCAUAUACUAUUUCCAUGAUUGAAGUCACAUCAUGUACAUCACGCUGUAGUGUUGCAGGAGUAUUAGAUAUUUGAAAAAGUCUUUGUUUCUGGAAAAAGGGCUAUUUCUUCUUGCCAUGUCAAUGCACUCUGUAUGUCUUAUAUGCUAAAUUAUGAUUUGCAGUUCA